This is a messenger RNA of Erigeron canadensis, 1402 nucleotides long. Its product is annotated as UPF0481 protein At3g47200-like. The record is from RefSeq and is a predicted model, not a curated record. Bases 5 to 1363 code for a protein of 452 amino acids. NCBI's taxonomy places the organism in Eukaryota, Viridiplantae, Streptophyta, Magnoliopsida, Asterales, Asteraceae. The transcript has 2 exons.
GACAAUGACCAAGGAAGAAGGAAGUCCAAGUAAUGUAAGUAACAACGAAGAAGAGAUUGUGGCUAAGGAAAGGGUGUCCAAUGUGCCAAGAGAGGUUGCUGAUGCAAAACAAAAAACUAUACAAAACACUGUCCAAAGUCUUGUUGACCGUGUCAAAAAAGCAAGAAAUAGCAAUAGAUUUUCAUCCAUUUACACAGCUCCUAGUAGACUUAGAGAUCUCAAUCCUAGUUUGUUCAUCCCCAGGGUGGUCUCUAUUGGACCUUUACACAAAGAAAAAUUGAAUUUGAAAUCAACAGAAGCACGAAAGGCGGCUUUUGUAAACGAACUAUUGUCUGAAAUAGGUUUCAUAGACGAAACAUUACACAAUUGUGUGCAAAAGGUGUAUGAUAAAAUAGAAAGAAUCAGAGGAUGUUAUGAUGGUAUGAAGAAGACAGCAUAUAACGAUGAUGAAUUCACUCAAAUGAUGGUCAUGGAUGCUUGUUUCAUACUUCAGUUCAUUUCUAAACUGUCUGGAUCUGGUAACUUACUUUCAGAUAACCGUUUGCGCAGCAGGUCUAUCGCUCUGGACCUGGUGUUGCUAGAAAACCAAAUUCCUUUUUUUGUUCUCGAGGACAUCUAUGAGAGCACUAUCAACAAACUACAAUCAAGACCCUCUCUGAUUACCAUGCUUAGUAAUCUACUAGGAUAUAUCAAUCCCUUUACAGAUUGCAUAAAAAUGGACAAUAUUGGCACAGAAACGACUCAUGAUCACAUUCUUGGCCUUCUGCACAAAGUUUACCUGCCCAAACUUCCCAACUCAUCAACAAUAUCGGUGCUUCCAACAGCCCACUCAGCUGUAGAAUUGGACAAAAUUGGGGUGAAGUUUAGACCUAAAGAUGAAAAGAUUUGGCCAUUGUCAAUAGAUUUUCAAUCGUCUUCACAUAAGCCUACUCUUAGAAUGCCUGUUGUGGUUAUUGACAAUUUCUUUGAAGUAGUUGUGAAGAACCUCAUCGUAUAUGAGCAGUACUCUCCGGUUUACAAUUAUGUUACAUCAUAUGCCAUGGCACUGGAUAUGUUAGUUGAUAGUCCGGCAGACAUUGCCAAGUUGGGAGAAUCAGACGUCCUUGUCAACCACCUAGGCUCAAACGAAAAGGCUUCAGAUAUGAUAAAGAACAUAUGCAAAGAUGUUACCUUCUUAGAUUUCUAUUACAUUGAUUCUUGGAAAAGGAUGGAUACCUACUACGACAGUUAUUGGUCCAAAUGUAUCGGGGUGUUGAAGCAAAAAUAUUUCAGUAGUCCAUUGACUGCCGUUGGUCUACUUGCUGGAAUCAUAAUAUUUAUUGUUACGGUUGUUCAGCUCCCUUUCCAAAUCAAGCAAAGCUAAUCACAUCGAUUUAAUUUGUUUUUCAUUGGGAUACAUCAC